AUGAAGCCUCCAGUUGGCCUUGCCGAGGCUUUGCCUCAGUUUCCUUGCGUAUUGGACCCUGUCGCCCUUCGAGUCGAAGUGGUUGCUUGGUUCCAGCGGGUUCAAUGGGCGCACACCCAGCUGGUCCCCUAUAUGCGUGAUUACAAGUUGCUCAGCCACUACGCUGAUCGCACUCAUCAGGAUGAGCAUUUCAACUUGUUCUUGUUUGGCAUGCCCGUUGCCACCCGUGCGGCCAUGUUGAAAUCCCUACUCGAUACCUUCCAGCACGUUUAUACCCUCAACCAUCAUAUCCUCCCUUCGGAUGAUCCAUUGCCACGAUUGCUGCUGGAAUUUGGCAUGCCAAGAGUGCUUUACAACGCCUUGGAACAAUAUUACGAGCGCAAGAAGCCCUUGCCAAUCUCGAUGGGGGACACCUUGACCGGUCACGUGCCACCCGCCGUCGGCAACCUCAUGGAACUGGACGAUGAGGACGAAGUUGUAUCUGUGGCCUCGCCUCUGGAAAACUCAAUGACGGUGCCACCAGCCACUGUCUUACCAAAUGUUCCCACGCAGACUCCCAUUCGCAGCCCGGAGCUCUCUCCUAGUGAGAGGGAACUUGCCAUCGCCAUCACCACACUGGCCCCCGAGGGCAGCGAGGACGAGCCACCAACCAUCACCAAAAAAACAGCCCGCCAACUCCUCCAUCUCAUGCGUGGGAUUCUCGACCGUAGUUUGUCGCAACAAAGAUGGUUCGAUUCUCAGAAGAAGCAGGACCACAAACAGUUUUGCAAGGCGCUUCUGAACGAAACCCACAGGCAUCAACGUGAGGUGGACCUCAUCAUCAGGGCCCGACAUUACCAACUCAAGGAUCAAGGGAUUCAAUACUCCGAUGCCUGCAAUGAGAUCGACAAGUUACAAUCGGCGAUGGCUGAGUUAGCAGUAGAUCUAGGUGUGAAUGAUGAACCGGAUGCCUAG
Molecule: messenger RNA, 954 nt
Organism: Puccinia graminis f. sp. tritici CRL 75-36-700-3
Lineage: Eukaryota; Fungi; Basidiomycota; Pucciniomycetes; Pucciniales; Pucciniaceae
Exons: 3
Coding region: 1-954 (317 amino acids)
Source: RefSeq, a predicted model, not a curated record